Ectocarpus siliculosus is the source of this 3729-nucleotide messenger RNA. The record is from the annotation of a GenBank genome assembly. NCBI's taxonomy places the organism in Eukaryota, Phaeophyceae, Ectocarpales, Ectocarpaceae.
AUGGUGGAGGAAAACCUUUCGGUGAGCCAGAAGCAGUACGUCGGCGCGAUGGAGGCGUGCAUGCGACAGGGCUCUUGGACCUCCGGCCUCGAGGUGUUCCGGCUUCUCCUGGAGGACCUUCGGCCGAGGGGGCUCAGCCCCAAGCAGUCCACUUGGAGAUCGCUUGCAAGAGGCCUUCGCUCCGUCGGGCAGGCCGACCAGGCGUUGGUGGUCUUGCGUCAGGCGCUGAGGGCUGGCGUGGGGGGCAUCGACGAGCAGGUUUGCUCUAUUCUGCUUGACCUCUGCGCGGUGAAGGGACGGAUGGGGCUGGCCGAAGAGAUCGCCUCCCUGAUGGAAACCCAUCGCAUCCCCAAAGGCCCUGUGACGUACUGCGUGCUCCUCAAGGGGUACGGGCGGCAGCGGCGUCUUGGAGGGGUGGAGAGCACGAUGAGGGAGAUGAAGGAGAGGGGGAUAGUACCGGACGUGGUGGCCCUAAACGCUGCGGUCGAUGCCUUCGUCAGGUGUGCAGAGCUCUCCAAGGCCCGAACCGUCCUGCGGAGAAUGGAGGAGUCUCCAGGGGGCUCCAUUGCUCAGACCCUCUCCUACAACACCCUGAUCAAGGGGCUGGGGAGGGAGUUGCUCGUCGAUGAGGCGUUCGGGGUCGCCCGGGGAAUGCUGGACAAGGGGUGCUUGCCCGACGAGGUGACUACGAACUCCCUGGUGGACAUCUGCGUGAGGUCCGGAAACCUAGACCGCGCGUACAACCUCCUCAAGAACCCCACGCUGUUCCCGCUGCCGCCGCCGCCGCAACCCGGCUGCGACGCCGGCUCGGCGGCAACAGCAGCAACGGCAGAGGCAGGGGCGGACGCCGGCGGCGGCGUUGAGGGCACGAGUCCGGGAGGAGCGGGGAAGGAGACGGGUCUCGUUAGGCCGUCCGUGGAGGCGUUCACGUCGGUGCUUACCGGGUUCGCAGGAGUUGGAGACAAGGACCGCGCCCUCGCGGUCUUCCAGCAGAUGGUGACGGCGGGAGUGGAGCCUAACGUCGUGACCUACACGGGGCUGAUUUCGGCGUGCGUUAAUGCGGGGGAUAUGGAUGGUGCCAGAAGACUUUUCAGCGCUCUGGAGGCGCGGGGGGCGGAGACACCCGCGAUGCAGCCGUCCGCCUUCACGUACAACACGCUCAUCCGCGGCCUCUGCCGCAUGGGCAACGACGCCGCCGCCGUCCGGGACACGGGCGCUGUCGGGCUCGAGGAGGAGAUGGACAUGGACAUCGGGAUCUUCGCCGAUGAGGACCUGCUGCCCUCGCCGGAUGGUGGCAGUGGUGGUGGGGAGGGCCGCUCGGCAGGGAUGGCAACGAGACCCGGGGGUUACUUCUACGAGAGGGGUACUUCCUCCCCCUCCUCCCCCCCGUCCAAAGAUCCUAACUCCUCGAUGAAAGAUUCGACGGGUAAAAAGGCCGACGGUUCCUCGAAAGAUCCUGCUGCGGAAGAUCCGACGGGUGAAAAGAUCGGUGGUUCUUUCAAAGAUCCUAGCUCCUCCAAAGAUCCGGCGGGUAAAAAGACCGACGUUGCCCCGGGUCCGUCGGCCCGGAACGACGACGAGACUGUCGCCUCGUUUUCGUGCCGGGGAGGAGGAGGGGACGGCGACGAAGCGUCCCCUGGGGUCGAAUCGCCUCCGGAGAUAUUGCCGGCCUCCUACGCCGGCAGCGGCAGCAGCAGCAGCAGCAGCAGCAGCGAUAGCGUCAACGGAGGUGCAAUCCCCGAGGGCAUCCAAGAAGCUUUGCGGGUUCUUCUUUCGAUGCGUCGGAGAGGGGUACCGGCCGACGAAGUUACGAUGAACUCCAUCAUCGACGGGCUCGUGUCCUGCUCUCCCCCGAGGGUACGGGAGGCGGAGACGCUCCUGAAGCUCAUGACCGGCUGGGGUCUCAAGCCGAACCAGGUUUCCUUCACCGUGAUGCUCAAGGGCUACGGGAGGAUAGGAGACCUCGGGGCCGCGGAGCUGAUGUUCGAGGUCAUGGCUGCCGACCGCGACCAGCGGCCAGACGUCGUUGCCCUCAACUCCAUCCUUGACGCGUGCGUUCGGAACGGAGAUCUCCGGAGAGCGGUGGAGAUCCUCGAGCAGGCGAGCGCCUCAGCCCUGAGUAGGCGACCGAUCUUCGUCCGUCACCAGGACUGGUUGUCCUUGUCUUCGACCAGGAGGCCCUGGGGGGGCGGGGCGGGCGACGGGGCGGUUGCGAUCUGCGCCGCCGCCGCUCCGGGUAGUGGCAUCGGUGUGGACAUGACGGAAGAACGAGAGAGGGUGCAGCAGGGGGGUUCCGCGGGUGUGACGGGGCCAGGCCGAGGCCGAGGCAGGGAUGAGGGCGUGGUGGUGGACGUCUGGCCAAACCAGGUCUCCUUCGCCACGGUGGUCUUAGGCCUGUCGAGGAGGGGCGACGCGCCGGCUGGCCGCAAGGCCAUCAAGCUCUACGAGUCGAUGCGGCAAGACUUCAAGAUCGUCCCAGACGAGGGUAUGGUGGACAACCUCAUCAUGGCGUGCUGCAACGCUCAGGCUGGGGAGAUGGACGGCAGCGACCUGGCUCUUGCACAGGGCCAGGAGGCUCUGAAUGAUCUCAGGGACCUAGGCUGGAACGAAGAGCUCAUAGCGUUCAAGGAACAGAUGCUGAUGCGAGUCGUGCCCACCCUCAGCGAGGUGUGGAAGGGAGAGGACCCCAAGGAGCAAUCCGAGGAGGCGAGGCAGGCAGCCAGGCUGCAGCAGCAGCAGCAGCAACAGCAGAGGACGGGGGGCAAGGCUGGCGCAAGCCGGAAGCGGAAGGUCUCGGCGGAAAUCUUCGAGAAGUACGGCUGGAAUAAAAUGGAGUCCCAUUUUCCGAUCCUGUAACGGGGCGCGCAAGCCUUUGGCGGUUUGGGCCGAAGUUUGGGUCUACUUGUUUCUCUUUGCAUGCAGUUGGAGCAAGAGCGUCGUAGGGACCUGCUGUAGCGCUGAGUACACCAACCUUGUUUGUGUAUGGAUGUGCGUGGCUGUGUUCAUCAAGUCAUAGCGCCAAACCGCGCGAAAACCCGCUCACCAAUGAAAAUCGUAUGUGACGGGGGCGCGAGAUUAUGCGCUCGAAAGGAAUUGGCGCAAACGUUUAUUCCAAGUAUUGCUCGCCGCCGACGCGAGUUUGAUUUUUGACAUCGCGUCACGCGCGCGAUGCCAUUGAGUGCCAUACAUAUUUAAUCACACUGUUCUUGAGACAUGCCCGACGUUUCGCAGUCUACGAACCUACUCUACCAUCGGUGUUGAGGGCUGAACCGUUUGGUCGGAUGUUUGCGAGGGCGGGGGGGGGGGGGGAUUGGUUUCCAAUCGCGACGCACGAGCACUUCAUGUGAUGCACCCAUGUUGAGUAACAACCCUGCUAGGCUACUGCUGUAGGUGCACCCGCGUUACACGCAGCGCUUUCGAUGUACGCGCGUUUGUCGCGCAUUCACGAGCGAAGCGCGGAAGGCAUGUAGAGAGGAAGAACGUACGUAUUUUUUGGGUAGAGGGCAGCAGACCUCAAUGAGCAAGUUUUGAGGACUUUCAUGGCUAGAUAGACUUUUCAUAGCACCAAAGUACAGAUGGUCUCGUGCAGCAAUUUUCGUGUCUUGAUGAAUUUAUGUCGCGGUCAGCCGAUUUGGUUUUCUCCCCCAUCUUUUGCCCAGAUGGCACCUGUUCAGACUGCGCUUUCUCUGAUGUCUUUUUAUGGUUUAACGGCUGUUCUCUCCCCCUGAA